Messenger RNA from Zophobas morio, 437 nucleotides. RefSeq lists its product as uncharacterized. NCBI's taxonomy places the organism in Eukaryota, Metazoa, Arthropoda, Insecta, Coleoptera, Tenebrionidae. The record is from RefSeq and is a predicted model, not a curated record. The transcript is spliced from 2 exons. The coding region runs from base 75 to 374 and encodes 99 amino acids.
GUGACUUUGGAGAGAACUUUGGUGCUUCUGGUUGAAAUUUAGGGGUGGUUUUGCAAGAUCUGGAGAAGUGAAGAAUGCAAGCUGUCAGGGGUUUGCGACCGCUGCUUUUGAAAAGUAGACAAGUCUUCAUCCAACGCAACUAUGCAAAGAAAAAGAAGAAAGAUAAAUUUCCCAAAGUUACUCUCAACGAUCUGCCAAAUCCUGAAGGUGACUGGUUCACCGAAUACAACAAGCGCCAGAAAACUUACAACCUGCAUUUAGUCCUAGGAAUCGGAUUUCUUGCGUUUUCAAUAGCCGUGGGAGUGCCUCUGAACCAAUACCAAUUCUACAACCACCUCCCUGAGGAGAUGCCAGAAAUCGAAUGUUACAAAUAAUUAAAACAAUAUUUAAUUCCGUUAAUGUAGUUUUGAGUUAAUUAAAUAAUUUAUGUAAAAAUA